CAACGAAGGUGAGGUUACACUACCCGAGUGUCGGUGGGAUGAACUCUCCUGUGCCCACCAGCUCCUUAAGCUCAUCCGGGUAUCUACAGUUGGAUUUAGGAUAUUUCGAAUACCAUAAAUAACUUCCGAGAGAAAUUAAGUAUGCUAGGAGAACCAUAUGUAUUUCUAUAGUGGAACAUACAGUUUCGUGGAAAAUCUAAAUUCGUAAUGGCCGAAGUCUUUGGUGUUUGCAGCUGGUGGAGGCUGCAUCUGCGCAGUAGCUGAUUUCUGCGCAACAUUGUACGUCUAACACUCUGAAUGUAGCUGUAAGGUCUGCUGCACUUGGCAUGUCCAACUCGCGCUUUGAUCGUUCGCCUUUGUGGACAUAAUGAUUUCUAAAAGAACCUUUGCUGUUGUGCUCAUAUUAUGCUGUGGGGCCUUACAUGUGAGAUGCUCAGAAGAUGAAGAACGGCUCGUACGUGACCUCUUCCGGGAUUACAAUAAACUAAUCCGACCAGUAGAAGUCACGAAUAGGACUGUGAAUGUGAGUUUUGGGCUCUCUUUCAUCCAGCUCAUUAAUGUGAACGAGAAGAACCAGAUAAUGACGUCCAAUGUUUGGCUACAACUGGCCUGGAAUGACUACCAACUCAUAUGGGACGAAGCCGAUUAUGGUGGAAUUAGUGUGCUCAGGUUACCUCCGGACAAAGUAUGGAAACCAGACAUUGUGCUCUUCAACAACGCUGACGGUAACUACGAAGUUAGGUACAAGUCCAACGUGCUCAUUUACUCAACAGGCAUUGUGAUGUGGGUGCCGCCAGCCAUUUACCAAAGCUCCUGUACUAUUGACGUCACCUACUUUCCUUUUGAUCAACAGAAAUGUGUCAUGAAGUUUGGGUCGUGGACUUUCAACGGCGAUCAAGUGUCCUUAAAAUUGUAUGAUGACAAUAACUGGGUUGAUCUAUCCGAUUACUGGAAGAGUGGAACCUGGGACAUUGUGGAGGUUCCAGCCUUUCUCAACGUAUACAAUAAUUCUAAGGAAGGAAAGCCAACGGAAACUGAUAUUUCCUUCUACAUCACAAUUAGGCGGAAAACACUGUUCUAUACAGUCAACCUCAUUUUACCAACUGUUCUAAUUUCGUUUCUUUGUAUCCUUGUUUUUUAUCUUCCGGCCGAAGCAGGAGAAAAGGUUACUCUAGGGAUUUCCAUUCUCUUAUCUCUUGUAGUGUUCUUAUUGUUGGUGUCAAAGAUCCUGCCUCCAACGUCUCUGGUUCUUCCGCUUAUUGCAAAGUACCUACUCUUCACAUUCCUCAUGAAUACGGGGUCAAUCCUGGUUACAGUAAUUAUUAUUAACUGGAACUUUCGCGGGCCAAGGACCCAUAGAAUGCCUAAUUGGAUUCGCAUAGCAUUCUUAAAAUACUUUCCAAUCCUCUUGUUCAUGAAAAGGCCCAGGAAGACGAGGCUGGAAUGGAUGAUGGAGAUGCCAGGAUAUGGUAUUCAUCAACACUACCAUGGGUCGCCCAAGACCAAGCCCUAUAACUUUAAAAACAAAACAGAUUUUGUGGAACUUUCUGACAUCCAUCAUCCUAACUGCACCGUAACUAGAAAGCCUUCUUUAGAGAUGGAGAUUCAGCGAAGGGACAGCGAAUCAACAGAUACACUGUUUCUAACUCCAGAAGCUUAUCGGGCCACAGAAGCCAUUGAGUUUAUUGCAGAACAUUUACGAAGCGAAGAUGAAUACAUUCAGGGUUAAAGAAAGGAAGUCACCACUUGUAAUUACAAAUAAGACUUAUUCUGCUGUGUAUCUGGUGUAUAAGCAGAAUUUUUAGGAGUGGCCAACUGUAGUCAAUGACACGAAAUGAAGAUAAGUGCAGUGUCGUAUUCAUGUCCAAAAGUUUUGUACUAUUAUAUAUGGUUAGAUGAAUUGUGAAGCCUAUUGAUAAAAAUACGUAUUCUCAUUUUUCAUGAUUGUAUCUUUGUACAUGGAAAACAAACACGUUUGAUCAUUGCAUCAUUUUGAUUUAUCGAUGCAAUAAAUUCAGUGAAAUUUCUUCAAGACGUCUUUAAUUUAAUUUGUUUGAUUGUAACUUAGUAGCAAAUCUGUAUUACAAGGAUGUAAACAGGUAUUGUUAUAGAUGCUAAACAUGAAUAUGGUAGCUACAGUAUAGCUAAAAAAAUAUAACUUGGAAAGAAACUUAAAAUGAUGAAAACAUGAUCAAAUUUGCUCAGAUUCCUAGAAGCCCUAUGGCUGAACAGUUAGCAUUGGGUUUGUGUUUUCUGUUUAUUUUAUGUAUUGUAAUUAAGUUGCUUUAAGUAAAUGCUUUUUCCGUAAUACUUAGAUCCUUUACAGCUAUAUAUGUAUAUUUUUAAUUAUUUUACAGAUAUUGAGCACGUUAUAUUAAAACAAUUUUGGAGCCUUACCACUUCAUUACAAUAAUUUUCGACCCGUCCGAUCGUGCUAUAUCUCAGACGUGCAUCUUGACAAUAGCCCAGCAGUGUAUAUUAUAUAGCAAGAGACUCCAUUUUAAGGCUGUAACGUCCAAAGAAAUCCAACUAGUGAACGAGGACGAUGGUUUUCCAAAGCUUAUUUCAAAAUUUAUAUCGCAUAGAUAUCAAUUGGCGACUUGACCGAUAUAUCUUCGUAGGGAAUAUCAUGAAUAUCCGUUUCAUUCUCCAACUGCUACUAAUAUGCUUGUUACAAGACGUUACACGUUGCUUAAAACGGCCGAAGUACAAGUUAUUGUAGGUUUCGUUUGCAUGGUCCAUCUUUCCCCAAGUUGAUCCAUAUUAAUUUGUUUUCAAAUGCCAUUAAGUACAAGGAAUAUCCACGUCUCGGAAGUUCUAAAUUCCCGAUCUGAACACAUCUUUAUGAUCUAAGUGCAUUACUAUUUGGCGUCAGAAAGGAUUGUUACAUACCGUUCCCAAAAUCGAUCAGUUUUCGGUGAUAUCACACUACCUUCGUUACGCCAAGCAAUAUUAAUAUGUAGUUCUAAUGUAUUCCGUUCUACCGUUACUUUAUAUUGGCUGAAGUUGCCACGUGACUUGCAUAUUCAAAAUCGUUUUAAUAUAGCUUACUCAACUGUCUGUACUUAUUACUGUAGCGUUUUAUAUUUAAACACGGUGAUUUCAGGGUGCUCAGAAUUUUCUCACCAAUAGUAAUGUAUGUCACAAAGCAAUGUAUAUAGCUUAGAUUUACUGAAAUAAUUUGUUAGCAGGACUUAUGAUGAAAAAGAACCAAAUAACAAUAAUAAUUUAUGUAUACUUAACAUUGCAUUUUUGUACAUUUUUUGUAUGCGUGAGUGUUGGCAAAAACGGGCCUUUUUUAUGAAAAUAAAUUAUUCAUUCAUCUUAUUUAGGGUGAUGCAUAUGUGACGCACCACCAUGUCUAUCCCAAGUUCCUCCAUACUAGAAUUUUUCUAAAUAAUAUUUGCGUUUCACUAACUUAUUUCGUUACAGUAAAUGGUUAGGAUGUCAUUAACGAUGCAAUAUGGAUGUUUUCUGUUGUGCCAUGUGUCGUGAUAUCAGGGGUUCACAUUUCCAACGACCGUAGAAGACUUAUUAUGGUGCAUGACGUUUGCUACACCUUGAAUUAUUUAUUUAUAUACUGCAUAAACUGGUCCUUCUCAUGAAAACAGAAAACUUAAUUCAGCUUCACUUGCGAAUUUUACUAAUGACUGGAAGAUUGUUACAAUAAUAUAUUUAGUUUUGUUCUACUACCAGUACGACCCAGGUUCGAUUCCACUAUAGGUAUAAUGCCGAAAUACAUAAUCCGUGAAAAGUAAAUUCAUCAAACAAACAAAAAAAAAAGCCUCGAACCGAUAAUGUAGCGCACUGAUGCAAGAUGUGCCUAUGAUUUGACAUACGCUAUCUUAACAAGUGACUAGCCAUAAAAAGUUUAUAAUCAAAAUAGGCUUUCUUAUUAAAUCCAUCAAACGAUAAAAAAAACGAACCUGAAAGAUAAAUUCUCAUAGAGCAGCGAUAACUGACAGUGAAUUUAGAUAUAGUUCUAAAUCUUCUAAAACGCUGAAAAACAAAAUCAUGUUUGGAGAUAGAUAUGCAUGUUGUGUAUGCUAGUUGGAAGUUAAUGAAUCCUCAGAAUAGUGAAAUAAUAUUUGGUUGAGGAAUUAUUAGCAAGUAUAUUCUGUAUUCUGGAAGCGAUGAACCCUUUAUGAACCACCUAUUAAUCUAAAUAUACGUCUAUAAGGUAACACACAGAAGAUAAUUAUUUGGGCUUGAACAAAUUAUCGUUGAGCUAUGAGACAUGUGAGCUGUUACUAUGAGCAACGACCUCCAUAAACAGUUGUUAAGAACUGACAUUUUCUUUCUUAAAUUAAAAAUCAGUUCCAAUUCAAAAUGCUCCCAAUGGCACAGCGGUAUGUCUGCGGACUUACAACACUAGAAAUCUGGUUUCGAUACCCGUGGUGGGAAGAGCACAGAUAGCCCUUUAUGUAAUUUUUUGCUUAACUACGAACAAACAAACAAAUCCAAAAUUAGAAUAUUAAAUAACAUGAUAUGUAACUAAAGUAAUAGAAUCUACCGUUAAAUUUCCGAUUUUCAAAAAACUGGUUUUCUCAUUAUCUCAACGAGUUAUAAAAACUAAAAUCCUCAGAACUGGUCCAUACAAGUGAACACAUUUUGCCAAGAGAACCACCGAGUAUAUAAACGUUCGCCAUUCUUAGCAAUCCAUAUAGAGACGCCUUUCAUCACGUUCUUGUGCAGUGCUCAAAGUGACAAAAAAAAAAA
Messenger RNA from Limulus polyphemus (Atlantic horseshoe crab), 4719 nucleotides. Its product is annotated as acetylcholine receptor subunit beta-like 1. Gene Ontology annotation, molecular function: acetylcholine-gated monoatomic cation-selective channel activity; transmembrane signaling receptor activity. Gene Ontology annotation, cellular component: neuron projection; synapse; postsynaptic membrane. NCBI's taxonomy places the organism in Eukaryota, Metazoa, Arthropoda, Merostomata, Xiphosura, Limulidae. The record is from RefSeq and is a predicted model, not a curated record. The coding region runs from base 368 to 1729 and encodes 453 amino acids. The transcript is spliced from 6 exons. Gene Ontology annotation, biological process: monoatomic ion transmembrane transport; signal transduction; chemical synaptic transmission.